Sebastes umbrosus (honeycomb rockfish) is the source of this 4162-nucleotide messenger RNA. Its product is annotated as cGMP-dependent protein kinase 1-like. Gene Ontology annotation, molecular function: ATP binding; cGMP-dependent protein kinase activity. Lineage: Eukaryota; Metazoa; Chordata; Actinopteri; Perciformes; Sebastidae. The record is from RefSeq and is a predicted model, not a curated record. Gene Ontology annotation, biological process: protein phosphorylation. The transcript has 10 exons. Bases 621 to 1772 code for a protein of 383 amino acids.
CAUUACACUCUGCAGGACUCAGUGGGAGCAGACGUGGGACAGUUUCAGUUUGAGCUCAGUUGGACUUUCUCCAAGUCAGACUCCCACAGAAACCUGCAGUCCAGAUAUUAACGUUGAGUUUUAGGGUCUGAGACGCAGAUCCUAAAUCCUAAGAAGAUCUUUUUCUUCAUCUUUGACGAUGGCGUGCUCUGGAUUGUGACGGCGUCCCGCUCGGCUCCGGUUCAGGCAUCGAUCGUAACCUUGAUGCACACGGAUCUGGAGGAUCUGGCAGCCUCGCCGCGCCGCCGGUCCCACCAGACCAGAACCCGGUAUCUGCACCGCCCCGACCCUCAUCAUGUAAACUGGACGUGGAGCUCUUCCUUUGAGACGGCUCUCUUACAGACGCUCUGCCGAACGUUCUCCUGAGGACUGAAGUUCAACGUUGCUCCAGACUGCAGACUGAAGAACUGAAGAACUUGAGAACUGGACCGCCAGGAUCUUCUGAAGGAUUCCAGUUAUUAGAGAAACUGUUUCUAACAGCCUGAAAUCGCUGAUUGAACUCUGUGGUGAUGAAGAGAACUGAAGACUGAGAGGUCGACAAUGAGGACGUUUUUCUGAUCUACGCUGAACAACGUUGGGAGAUGAGAGAGUUGCUUUCGUUCCCGGCGAGGCAGCAGAGAGAGCGGCUCAGCAGCCUCCCUGCUCCUCCUUCCUCCUCCUCCUCCUCUUCCUCCUCCUUCCCCAUCACCUCCUUCUCCAUCCAGACCUCCAAGAAGUUCCCCUUCUUCCACGUGGUCAAAUGCUGCAGGUACGAGGCCGAGAACGCCUUCUUCUCCAGUCUCAACCUGAAGGACUUCAACAUCAUCGACACGCUGGGAGUCGGCGGCUUCGGACGCGUCGAGCUGGUGCAGUUGAAGAGCGAGGAGGCGAAGACGUUCGCCAUGAAGAUCCUGAAGAAACGCCACAUCGUCGACACGAGACAACAGGAACACAUCCGCUCUGAGAAACACAUCAUGACCGAGGCGCACUCCGACUUCAUCGUCAGGUUGUACCGGACCUUUAAAGACAGUAAAUAUCUGUACAUGCUGAUGGAGGCCUGUCUGGGAGGAGAGCUGUGGACGAUACUGAGAGACAGGGGUUCGUUUGAAGAUUCGACCACCAGGUUCUACACCGCCUGCGUGGUCGAAGCCUUCGCUUACCUGCACGCCAAAGGCAUCAUCUACAGAGACCUGAAACCUGAGAACCUCAUCCUGGACAGCCGGGGAUAUGCCAAGCUGGUGGACUUCGGUUUCGCCAAGAAGAUCGGUUUCUGUAAGAAGACGUGGACGUUCUGUGGGACGCCGGAGUACGUCGCUCCAGAGAUCAUCCUCAACAAGGGUCACGAUGUCUCAGCAGACUACUGGUCUCUGGGCAUCCUGAUGUACGAGCUGCUGACCGGCAGUCCCCCGUUUUCAGGUCCGGAUCCAAUGAAGACCUACAACAUCAUCCUGAGAGGCAUCGACAUGAUCGAGUUCCCCAAGAAGAUCACCAAGAACGCCGCCAGCCUCAUCAAGAAGCUCUGCAGAGAUAAUCCUUCGGAGAGACUCGGAAACCUGAAAAACGGAGUCAAAGACAUCCAGAAACACAAGUGGUUUGAAGGUUUUAACUGGGAGGGUCUGAGGAAAGGAACUCUGACUCCACCCAUCACACCUGAUGUUUCCUCUUCGACCGACACCAGUAACUUUGACAGUUUCCCUGAAGACACGGACGAGCCGCCACCGGACGACAACUCCGGAUGGGAUUAUGACUUUUAGUCCAGCUUGCAUCCAAACCCAAAGCCUGACACCUCACGGCUGGUGGUGAGGUCUAAAUCUGAGGAGAGGACGACUUCUCACCAGGCUGAACAACGACGAGCUUUACGUGCCGUCUGGAGGACGUUUUACCCAGAGCACCUUACUGUGACUUUACCUGUGUUGUUUUUAAGCAUCAUUGGACCCUGUGGGAAUCAAACCCCCGGUGUUCUGUAGCCACAUCGUGUCCCCAAGUGAUUUAAGUACUGAGUGUUCAGAAGGACUGCAGGCCUCUUCUUGAUCAUACUGGUCUCAUCUGUUCCUUCUACCUGGAGGAACCCUGAGCUGCCAGAACACCUGAGACCUGGAAGAUGAGGUGGUUCAGGAUGAGAUAAACCAUCAGUUACCAAGACCUGGCCCACUUGUUUAUCAAGUUGGUCCUAGAAAUCUCAGAGUGAUGCCUGGUCCAAAGGGGUACAAGCAUGUUCUUGACUUUUAUGACCUGAGAAAGUUCUCCUCGCUGUCGGAAUUGUGGAACAUAAUCACUGCAUCCACAAAAAUGUGCCUAUGGAGCAGAAAAGAAGUUUGUGCAAUGCCUAGCAGUGUUUCUUUGAACCUGCAACAAUCCUGAUUCCAUGUUUGGCUGCAGCUGAACUUUGGGUAUGUUCACCCAUCAGUAGUCGGGCACACAGUACGGGCCUUGCUUUAUGUCCCUGAUAUUGCUGCAACACUUGGAGAUAGCUUGGACGUUAGUUAAGGAUGACCGCCAGAAACCGGCUGCUUAAACCCACCAGAAGCUGAAGCUUGUAAAUCUAAAAGGGGUCAAGGGAAGUUUCGUCUUUAAGUGCUAUCAAACCGGCGAAGUGUCCGUGGUGCAUAUCCUUCAACGAAUUAAUCAAAUGGACAUGCAGCAAACCAGGGGCAGGGUACUGGACCAGUGUAGAGAGUGUAGCUGGUUUCUGGGACUCUGGGCAGAACAGGUUAUGGGAAACAUUUGUGGGUUUGUAGGUAGAUCCAGCUCUGGCAACAGAGGACCUAACAUGGCUGAAAACAAGUGAGAACAAACUCACAUCAGACCAUUGACAGCUUCGAAUCGUCGCCUCAGAUAACCUCCUAAUGAAAUCCCUCGCUUCGUUCACACAUCCUGUUCAAGGUGGGACUGUAGCGCCGUUAUUCCACCUCGCUGUUCAGUAUGAAAGGUACGGAGACGGACAGAGUUGUUCCGUCACUGACUCUGCAGUGGAGGAAGUCACAGAGCUACACUAAACGCUGUGUAGUAGGACGUGGUUCUGGAAGUCCUCGGGGGCUUUUCGGACCCUAUGAACCCGGGUCGGGCUGGAGGAUCGACGGUUGCAGGAUGGAUUUGUGGUCCGAGGGACGAACACAAACCACAGGAGGAAAGACUGAACAGGCAAAACUCAAGGUCACCAUGAUGCCUUCACUUCUCAUUUCAUUUUCGGGGAACUUAACCUCGAAAGACUGGAAGACGAACCGUUUUGGAUGUAGCAGCUGUGGUGCUCCUCAGAGGAUGAUACGAACAUUUCUACUUUUAAACUUUCCCUUCUGUCUUUCUUUAAUGGUGUGAAUCUUUGGAUCAUAGCAUGAGAACAGAUAUUUUGUACAUAUUUCCAAGACUUCCUACAUAUUUUUGCACACAGCCACAAACAUUCUCACAGACACAUGCACGACUUGGUUGAAUUUAUGAUCAGUUGUUUGUUUCAAGGUGUUUCAAAGUUGAGCACAUUUCAGGAUUCGUCCUAUCAGGCUCAUGAUAUACUUGUUUUUAUUAAUAACCUGGUUCCAGACCUCUCUCCAGUAACUCCACUAGAGCUGAGCAGACACUACGAUUUUAGAAAUGGAACUCCUUCUCCUGCUGUACGAGUAGAUCGCUUGUUGUCUGAUCGUCAGCUACGACCUGAGUGAUCACACUGUACAGUCCGAUCUUCAGCUACGACCUGAGUGAUCACACUGUACGGUCCGAUCGACAGCCACGACCUGAGUGAUCACACCGUGCGGUCCGAUCGUCAGCCACGACCUGAGUGAUCACACCGUACGGUCCGAUCUUCAGCAACGACCUGAGUGAUCACACCAUCAGCCACGACCUGAGUGAUCACACCGUAUGGUCCGAUCUUCAGCCACGACCUGAGUGAUCACACCGUAUGGUCCGAUCUUCAGCUACGACCUGAGUGAUCACACUGUACGGUCCGAUCGUCAGCCACGACCUGAGUGAUCACACUGUACGGUCCGAUCGUCAGCCACGACCUGAGUGAUCACACCGUAUGGUCCGAUCUUCAGCUACGACCUGAGUGAUCACACUGUACGGUCCGAUCGUCAGCCACGACCUGAGUGAUCACACUGUACGGUCCGAUCGUCAGCCACGACCUGAGUGAUCACACUGUACGGUCCGAUCGUCA